AUGUCAGACCAACAGCAAGAGAUGUAUGGCAGGGCCUCUCGUCAAGGCUCAUCGCCGCAACCGCUAGAACAACAAGUAGAAGUUGAAGGCAUUGACAGUAUGAGGGUCAAGGUUACCAACAUUGUUGAUGGAAUAUUCCAAUUUGCCAGAUCACGAUCCACGAACUGGUCAUCGGGAAUGUCAGACUCUGGGAGGAGCGGAACACCCAAUAGCAGUCGCCCUAGCAGUCCCACCAAUCUUCCUCCCAGCAAAACCAAUAGCCUGGCAUCCAACAGCAAUCAUAGCCGUUCCUCUCCCAUCACUAGACCCAAAGCACAACGAGGAGGACCCAGCACCAAAAAGGUAAAGUUCAAAGAAGAACCCACGCAAAGACGGUCAUCUAGGAGUGGCCCGGACGAAGGCGACACAACCGGCGGCGCAUCUUCGUCGUCGUCAAGACCAUUAGAUGCAGACUACACCGCAUCGGCACAAACAGAGGACAAGAAUUGGCAAGUAUCGCGAAGAGCCCGAAAUGAGAUUAUGAACUCUCUCCGAGACGACUCCAACAGCCCCAAACAGAAACUAAGAGGACCCGCUGGACUCAGCGAUGAUGACGAAGACGGCUCGCGUGCUAGAUCCAAGCAAUCGAGUUCCGCAACGUCCUUCGAUAGUCGCGACCUAAGGGGCUCUAUGGCAUCAGAAUUCGACAGCACCCGAAGCGCGGACAGCAAUGAACGUCAUCAAAGGACUGGGAGAUCAUCAUCACCAAUGGAAGGAAGUUCUCGACGGCGACCGCGAGGCAUGGAUAGCAGCUACAAACAGAACCAUCGGGAUGACAUGGACACUAGUGUUAGCUCGCAGGCAUCAUGGAAUGUUAACCUGACUGAGAAUGAACAAGUCGAAGAUACAGGACCAAAGGAACUGAAAUGGUUCGAACGAUUCAUGCCAGACUGGCUCGUCGUGAUUCGAGCUUGGUGUGGAGUGGUUGUCCUCAACGACACCUUCCAAAUACUCAUGGUGCUCCUUAUUGUCGCCAAUUCAAUCUGCAUGGGUCUGGCGACCUUCGACUUUAUCGAUAAGGACCCGCAUCUCAACCACGUUUUUGAUAUGGUCGAUAGGGGAUUUCUCAUCAUGUUCACGGUCGAACUGGCCUUGCAAUUCGGCUACUGGGGAUACCAACUUUUUUAUGAUGGUUGGCUCUUGUUCGACUUUGUCACCGUCUUUCUCAGUUGGGCCAUGGAUGGUGUUCAAGUCUUUCGAUCCGUUCGAAUCUUUAGGGCUUUCCGGCUGGUUGUCAGGAUCCCAAUCCUCAAGAGUCUUGUAUAUGCUGUCUUUCAUGUGAUCCCACGCAUCUCUGCCAUUGUCGGGCUGUUCACUUUGCUUAUCUACAUUUUCGCUGUCAUGUCCACUACACUCUACAAAGACUUCUUCGAACGGGGGAUCACAGAUGACGACUACUUUGGGAGCCUGGAUAAAUCUCUAUUCACGCUGUUCCAGUUUGUUACUCUGGAAGGCUGGGCUGACAUUGUGCGCGACAUCAUGGAAGUCGAUCCGUUCGCCAAGUACAUCUUUGGCCUCUUCUUGACUGUGUCGGGCUUCAUCUUGUACAGUUUAGUGGUGGCUGUUGUUUGCGAUUCCUUCCUUGCCGUCGAAUCCAAAAUUCGACUUGAACUCAAGCAACAAGCCAAGGUGGAACGGGAGCGGCGCAGGGCCCUUCGUCGACAAAAGAGGGAGGAACGAGCGAACCAAUCAUCAAAUUAUGAUUCGGCAAUGGAUUCGUCGUACAACUAUGACUCGUCAUUCAAUUUUGACAGUUCGAUGGGCCUCGAAAACGACAGCUCCAGCAGGGGCAGGAGAAGCUCUAGGCCGCUUGCUUUUCUCAGGCGGAACUCCAAACAAAAACCCGAGUUGGACCCCUGGAAAUCUUCGACGGACCCCAACAAGGUGUCUUCGGCGCAAUCAGCAAGGGCAACUCCACCUCCAAACCCUUACGCUAAGCCGAAGAAGAAAAGGGGGUUCUUUGAGGGGAUCUUUGCUCCAAUCGGAGAUCCUGUACAGGGGACUCCGCCGCCCCUGGGAGCACCCUCGAGGGGUGUUCAUCCGAAUCUAGUACGGAAAUCGCAAAGGACGUCGAAGGGAUCAAUGACAGACGAGAGCCACAGGUCGAUUGCGACUGGAAAAUCGGCUUCUAGUGAUAAGUCGGCGGAAACCGCCAAAUCGGACCCCGCGACAGGCGAAAACCCUCGUCGCAACCUCACAGAUGUCACAGUUGCCGAGGAGGACUCCCUGGAAUCACCGGUCCCAGAGUUCUCUCAAGCACGAUCACCAAGGACUACCAUGGUAGCCAAGACACUCGCUUCGGGUGAGCUGGAGCGCAAGAAGAAACGCGGCCGCAGUGCUGAAAAGAAAAAGAAAAGGAGACCGGUCAGGCACAGAAUAAAGCGUGUUCAGUACCGCUUGAACAAACUGACGAAGACCCAAGCAGAGAUUCUCAGUACUCUGGAUGAAAUGUGCAAGGAGAUGGAGGCGCUCGAUGAUAGCAGCGGCAGCAAAGAUGGCCGCGACAGCAAAGAUGGCAAGAAGGAGUCAAGCAAAUCAUGA
Molecule: messenger RNA, 2580 nt
Organism: Seminavis robusta
Lineage: Eukaryota; Bacillariophyta; Bacillariophyceae; Naviculales; Naviculaceae
Source: the annotation of a GenBank genome assembly